Molecule: messenger RNA, 1504 nt
Organism: Selaginella moellendorffii
Lineage: Eukaryota; Viridiplantae; Streptophyta; Lycopodiopsida; Selaginellales; Selaginellaceae
Exons: 5
Coding region: 314-1378 (354 amino acids)
Source: RefSeq, a predicted model, not a curated record
GGAAGUUGAUACAAAAAGUCGUCGCCCGAGCCCGACAGUGCCCGACCCAGUUUGAAGCAGCGUAGUGAAAAACGCGCUCGCCACAAGUUCAUCGAGUCAACGUUUGAACAGUCCCAGGCACGGUCAAGACUCGAGAGCUUGGAGCUUUUGCAGCUGGGAGCUGGGAGCUGGGAGCUGGGAGGUCGACGAACAAGUCAGAGCAUAGAAGAUUUAGCCCUGUAAGUCAGAGCGGCUGCAAAGUUCUCAGGAUUCACAGGGAAGACAUCACAGGUGUAGAGUAGCGGUAGAGUAGCAUGAUAGCGGAGCGGAGGAAAUGGAGAAAGGAGGAGGAUGCCACAGCGAUGGGCAGGAGCCCACCGUGUGGGAUUAUGUAGUGGUGAGCGUCAUAGCGGUAGGCUGUGUGAUACACAUAGCUGGGAACACGAUACUGAUUAGGCGCAGGGACUACAAGCCGAUACAUGCCAGGGGUGUGUGGCUAACUUCGCUGAGCUCGGUCGGGGGAUUGAUUUGGGUGCUAGCCACUGUCGUCGUUAUGAAGCACUUCCCGCGGGUGAACAAGAGACCAUUCAACAUAUGCUCGCUGUGGACGUUUUGGCUCCAGGCUUGCUUUGGGUUUGCUCUCUGGCUCAAUUGCCUCACCGUUCGAAUGGGGCAGCUCUAUUUGGUGACCAUCAGGAAAAUGCGUGUGCUCAGGCAAGACCGUCUCAAGCUCACUGUCCUUCCUCUCGUCGUUCUGCUCUCCCCUACGAUCGUCAUCUCGACUUUUGCGUCCGCUAAGGGUGCCGUCAAGUACUGUCCUGACCUGCAAGACUGCGUUGUCCACCAGAAGGCGUUUGCCAUUGUCACCAUCUGUAUGCUUCCUCUAUACUCGCUGAUCUUUUUCUGGUUUGCUUUCCAGCUCCGAAACAUCAUGUCUCAAUGGAACGAGUUCCGACAGAUUCGAAUCGGUGGGAUCAUGUCGUUUUUCCUUUUCCUUCUCUCGGUGGUGACUUUGGCGGCCAAGACUUACUGCAAUCCCAGAGGUCGGGCCUUUCUCUCGCUCGCUGUAGCAGGGGCAGUGUUUUAUUACUUCUGGGCUCGCAACUGGGAAGUUAUCUACAACGUCAUUUGCAACGAGGAGGAGUACUUCCGAAAUUUCGCUAACGAUCUAAACAGAUUGUCCGAACGAUCCAGGUCAUCCCACUUCGAGCGCAAUCCCAUGGAGAGACUGGUGUUAGUAACGAAAGAGGACGCGAGGAGCGCCCUGCAAGAGCUAAAAGCGCUCCAAGACGACGUCUCCAGUCUCACCCAGACCCACGCACAGUUGCAAAGGGACGUUUGUGGUGGAAGCGUUACUCCAGUUCCCACUGAGGCGAUCGAGAUGUCGACAAUUCUUUGAUUCUUUUCCGAAACUAGAAAACUGGUUCCGUGAUUUGCUUUGCUCUUCCCGUCGCUGCAAAGCAUUCUCAGUGGUGUCAAGAAAAGAAAGAAAAAUCUUAACAAAGUACGAGCUUACCUCGGGCAA